AUGACAUCUUUGACCUUACUUGCCAAAAACCUACAGCUAACACCGCUGUUUUAUGGUUGUUUACAAAGACAAUUCUCGUUGCUGUCAGCUUGCAAGGCGACUUUGGUAGGACAACAACAUCCACCAAGAUGUUUACAACAGUAUUCCAUUCGCUGGACAAGCAGCAGAAAAGAACCCAAAAAGAGUUUAGUUGAACUAGUAGAGUCAGAGUUGGAAGAGAGCUUUCAGCGUGGCUGGGGACCUGGUGGACAGGCAACCAACAAGACCAACAACUGUGUACUACUGAAGCAUGUCCCGACUGGCAUUGUAGUGAAGUGCCACCAAACCAGGUCCUUGGAUGAAAACAGGAAGAUAGCCAGACAGCAUAUGAGAGAGAAACUAGAUCUACAUCUGAAGGGACAGGAGAGUGAGCUGGUCAAGGAGAAGAGAGAACUCGCCAUCAAAAAAAGAGAGAAACGGAAAAAGGCCAACAAGAACCUGGAGAAGAAAAGGGCCUUUAAACAGCUCCUGCAAGAAUCUGAUGAUGAAGUGUGA
Molecule: messenger RNA, 534 nt
Organism: Branchiostoma floridae (Florida lancelet)
Lineage: Eukaryota; Metazoa; Chordata; Leptocardii; Amphioxiformes; Branchiostomatidae
Product: probable peptide chain release factor C12orf65 homolog, mitochondrial
Exons: 2
Coding region: 1-534 (177 amino acids)
Biological process (GO): translational termination
Cellular component (GO): mitochondrion
Molecular function (GO): translation release factor activity
Source: RefSeq, a predicted model, not a curated record